AGACUUUAUUCAUUUAGUCAUUGCUUGACAAGACAUAGCCCCAACAAAAUUCAAUAAAUAUUUAACCAUUUGAAAAUAAUUUUUUUUUGGCAAUACCGCACCCUAAAUUCAUUAAGAUCGAAAAUGUGUGACGAGGGUAAUUCUGUUUUGGUCAUUGACAAUGGUUCGGGGAUGUGCAAAGUCGGAUUUGGCGGCGAUGAUGUGCCCACUGCCAUCUUCCCAUCGAUUGUCGGCCGUCCCCGUCAUAUGUCGGCAAUGUUUGGAAUUGGCGUAAACAAAUCGUAUGGCGGCACUGACGACGCCUAUGUGGGCGAUGAGGCGCAGAAAUCCCGUGGUGUGCUGGCCCUGCGGUAUCCCAUCGAGCGUGGCAUUGUCGUUGACUGGGAUGAGAUGGAGAAGAUCUGGCAUUACACCUUCCACACUGCUCUCAAGGUGGCGCCAGAUGAGCAUCCUGUGCUGCUGACGGAGCCGCCGCUCAACCAGAAGGCCAGCCGCGAGACGAUGACCCAGAUCAUGUUCGAGAAGUUCGACACUCCGGCCAUGUAUCUGGCCGUCCAGGCGGUGCUCACCCUCUACUCCUCGGGUCGCAUCACCGGCAUGGUAGUGGACUCUGGCGAUGGCAUCACCCACACCACUCCCGUCUUCGAGGGCUAUGCCCUGCCGCACGGCGUCUCGCGUUUGGAGCUGGCAGGCUGCGACCUCACCGAUUACCUGAUGCGGAUCCUGUAUGAGCGUGGCAACUCGUUCUGCACCACCGCCGAGCGGGAAAUUGUGCGCGAUCUCAAGGAGCAGCAUUGCUAUGUCGCCGAGGACUUCCAGCAGGAGAUGGACAACCCAUCGGACAGUUCGUCGCUGGAGGAAACCUACCAGCUACCCGAUGGACAGGUUGUUUCGGUGGGAAACGAGCGUUUUCGUUGUCCCGAGGCGAUGUUCCAGCCCGCCCUCCUGGGCGUGGAGUCCAGUGGCAUUCACGAGACCACCUAUAGCUCCAUUUUGAAGUGUGAGGUGGAUAUUCGCAAGAGCCUCUACAGCAACAUUGUCCUCGCCGGUGGCACCACCAUGCUCAAGGGCUUGCCGGAGCGCAUGCUGAAGGAAAUGACCCGCCUGGCACCAUCCACCAUGGAUAUCAAUAUAGCAGCACCUUCAGAUCGCAAGAUCUCCGUGUGGCUCGGUGGCUCGAUCCUCUCCUCGCUCACAUCGUUCCAGCACAUGUGGAUUACCAAACAGGAUUACGACGAAAUGGGUGCAUCCAUAGUGCACCGCAGCUGUGCCUAAGGGAAGGAAAAAUUGAAGCAGUGUACUAAAUUUAUUGCAAAUUUCAAACAUAAAUAAAUCAACAGUUUCUUA
Molecule: messenger RNA, 1347 nt
Organism: Drosophila obscura
Lineage: Eukaryota; Metazoa; Arthropoda; Insecta; Diptera; Drosophilidae
Product: actin-1-like
Exons: 1
Coding region: 124-1275 (383 amino acids)
Source: RefSeq, a predicted model, not a curated record